AUGUACAUAGGUAACACUUGUUCUCUGGAGUCCCAGGUUUAUGCAGAUCUGGAGGUAGCAUUUGUGAUAUCAGAGGACGAGGCAAUGUUCAAAGCAUUAUGCAAGACAGUGGAACUUUUACAAGGGAGUACUUCUAUAAUCAGUCAGUACUAUUACGGGUGUCUUUUCAAUGAGCUUCUAGCUUUUCAGCUUUCUGAUCGACAUCCACCAGCACAGAGAAAUACUACACGAGCUUCUAAGACCAACGGCUUUUCCACUUCUACCAUGUCCAUGCUCGAUCAUGCUGAGCUGGCAGUAAAUGAACCCGAUGAAUCUGCCCUGGUGCAUAUGGAUGUCGAUCAGAUCUUCUUGCCCAUAACAACACCUGUUAAGGCCUCCAUCUUUGAGAGUUUUGCUAGGCAGAACAUAACAGAAUCUGAAACUGACAUCACAGAUGGCAUCAAACAAUUAAUCAGCAGCAGUUAUGGCAUUCCGUCCUCCACCAAAACUGAACUUGUAUGUGCUGACCGCCCAAUUUCACUUUUCAGCAAGUUGGUACUAUGCUGUAUCCAGGAAGGUGGCACCCUCUGCUUCCCAAACGGUACCAACGGAAGUUACGUAUCUGCCGCAAAGUUUUUAAAGGCAAAAUCUGCAAAUAUUCAGACCAACGCAGAAGAAGGAUAUAAACUGACAGAAAAAACACUCACGACUGCACUCAAGGGUGUUCAAAAACCAUGGGUCUACAUUUCAGGCCCGACGAUCAACCCCACAGGCUUAGUUUAUAGCAACGAAGAGAUUAACAAAUUAUUAUCCAUAUGUGCAAAGUUCGGGGCAAGAGUAAUUCUGGAUACUUCUUUUUCGGGUGUAGAAUUCAACUCAAAGGGGUUUGGGGGAUGGAAACUGGGAGCUACACUGGAGAAACUUUCCUCUGAUAGCUCAGCCUUUUGCAUCUCACUUCUUGGGGGACUUUUCUUUAAGCUACUGACAGGUGGGAUUAGUUUUGGGUUUCUGCUCAUCGACCAGCCUUCGCUGGUGGAGACAUUCCAUAGCUUUGCAGGUUUGAGCAAGCCUCAUGUGACGACUAAGUACAUGGUCAAGAAAUUGCUGGAUCUGAGGGAGGAGAAAAGAGAGGAACUCCUUAAAGCCAUUUCGGAGCAGACUGAUAUUCUGGGGAGCAGAUAUAAGCAAUUGAAGCAGACACUGGAAACUAGUGGAUGGGAGGUGCUGGAGGCUCAAGCAGGCAUAUCGAUCUUAGCUAAACCGUCUGCCUAUCUUGGAAAGACCAUCAAGAUCAAGAAAGGUACAACCACCCAGGAAAUUAAGCUCGAUGACAAGAAUAUAAGGGAAGCCAUGCUUAGGAGCACCGGCUUGUGCAUCAACAGUGCCUCUUGGACUGAAAUCCCUGGCUACUGCCGCCUCACCAUUGCCCUGGAGGAAGGCGAUUUUAGACGCGCACUAGAUUGCAUUUCUAAAUUCAGAAUCUUAGUCAGUUAA
Molecule: messenger RNA, 1473 nt
Organism: Striga hermonthica
Lineage: Eukaryota; Viridiplantae; Streptophyta; Magnoliopsida; Lamiales; Orobanchaceae
Source: the annotation of a GenBank genome assembly